Messenger RNA from Lucilia cuprina (Australian sheep blowfly), 2197 nucleotides. RefSeq names its product dnaJ homolog subfamily C member 21. Gene Ontology annotation, molecular function: nucleic acid binding; zinc ion binding. The record is from RefSeq and is a predicted model, not a curated record. Bases 343 to 1992 code for a protein of 549 amino acids. Lineage: Eukaryota; Metazoa; Arthropoda; Insecta; Diptera; Calliphoridae. The transcript has 2 exons. Gene Ontology annotation, cellular component: cytoplasm.
UUGUGUUAUUUCGGGAUUUUCGCGGCAUUUGUUUAAUCAUCCGUACCCCGUAUACCAUAAAAUAUUCCAAAUAUUGACGUAAAAAAUAUUGAACGUGUAGCAUACCCGACGUAUUCAUCAAUCUAUUUAAAUGCGUCGAGAUCCAAAUAGAUCAAUAUAUAUUGAACGUGUGUCAGUACCCUAAAAUUGUACAAAAUUAGUCAUUGUAUUUUUGAAUAUCGAGUUGUACCAAAAAAGUACAAUUGUACCAAUUUUGCCAACUCUGGCAUGUAUACAAUAUUAUUUAAUUUGGUUGCGAAAUUUUAAUAAAAAUAUUCCGGAAUAAAUUGGUGUGUCAAUACAAUGAAGUGUUAUUACGAAGAACUUGGUGUGGAACGAGAUGCAAAUGAAAGUCAAAUUAAAACUGCCUACCGAAAAUUGGCAUUAAGAUGGCAUCCGGAUAAAAAUCCAGACUGCAUGGAAGAGGCAAAAGAGCGCUUUCAACUUAUUCAGCAAGCAUAUGAAGUUCUCUCAGAUAGUCAAGAAAGAACAUGGUACGACAAUCAUCGGGAGCAAAUAUUAAGAGGAAAGAAUUCUGAUUACGAGGACAACUGUUUGGAUGUUUUCCAAUAUUUCACGGUUUCAUGCUUCAAGGGCUACGCCGAUGACGCCAAGGGAUUCUAUUCUGUUUACAGAGAAGUAUUUGAAAAAAUAGCUGCAGAGGAUGCUGAAUUUAUGGACGAUGACGAAGAAUUGCAACAUAUACCAACAUUUGGUAAUUCAGCAAGUAGUUAUGAGGAAGUAGUUGGCCCUUUCUAUGCCUAUUGGAGUGCAUAUUGUACUAAACGGACAUAUACAUGGCUGUGUCCUUAUGAUAUAAAAGAGAUAAAAGAUCGAAGAAUAUUAAGGGAAAUUGAAAAGGAUAUGAAAAAGAUUGUUCAGAAGGCCAAAAAAGAACGAAACGAAGAGGUUCGCAAUUUAGUGUCGUUUAUCCGAAAGCGUGACAAACGUGUGCAGGCAUAUAAAAAAUUACUAGAAGAAAGGGCUGCUUUCAACAGACAAAAACAAGAACAAAAUCGAUUGGAGCAAAUCAGACGCCGACAAAAGGAGUUAGAGGAUAUAAAACAGAAUAGCCAAAAAGCAAAUGAAAGUAAUGAUGAUUAUGAAGAACAGUUAAAGCAAUUAGAAAUGCAAUAUAGCAGCGAUGAUGAAUAUUAUGAAGAUGAAGACGAGGACGAAAAUGAAGGAAUGAGCGAAGAAGACCUAGUUGAACAGGAUGAUAUUAAAGAUAUUGAAUAUAUUGAUGAAUUGUAUUGCGUAGCAUGCAAUAAAGAGUUCAAAACAGGGAAGGCAUUUGCAAACCAUGAAACAAGUAAAAAACAUCGGGAUAACAUCGAAAAGUUAAAAAUUGAAAUGCAAGAUGAAGAACAUUCAUACAAAACUGAUGAAAAUUGCCAAGAAUUUGUGGAAAGUGCAAAUGAAAUAUCGAAGGAGGAAAACGAAGAGGAUAUUGAGCAAGAAAUAGGCGCCAAAUAUAAACCAAUGAAAUCAAAAGUUAAAAAAGAUGCUAAAAAAUCAAAGCGGGCAAAUUUGUUAAUAUCUGUUGAAGACAUCCAUUAUGAGGAAAAUAUAGAGGAAGUUGUAGAAAAACUAAAUAUUUGCUCGAGUUAUGACAAAGAAGAUGACGAUUGGAGUACAACAAAUAAAAAAUCAUCAAAGAAAUUGAAAAACAAAAAUAAAACAAAUCAGAAAAAAUCUAAUUUAUUGGAAUCAGAGUUCGUUAAACAAAGCAAUGAUAAUGAAAGCUUUUCUAAAAUGACAUCGAAUUCAAAUAAUGGAUUAGAAUCAGAAACAACCAAACAUGAAUGCGUUACUUGUAAAUCUAAAUUCGAUUCUAAAAACAAACUAUUCUCCCACCUAAAGUUAACAAACCAUGGUGUUUAUAUACCCAAAACGAAAAUAACAAAUGAUGAGAACAUAAAAGCUAGAAAGGGAAAAGGUAAAAAGAAUUAGUUGCUUCUUUUACUAUCUCAUAUAUAAUUUUUCAUAGCUUUAUAGAACUCAUUGCGUAUCAAAACUUUCUAGAAUUUAAAUCUAAAUAUAUAAAAAAAUAAAAUAAUGUACAGAAAUAAUAAUAAUGAAAUCAUGAACAAUUUUGUAAUAAUUACACUAAUUACCGUUAGAAUUAAUAUUAGCACAGUGGCGUUUCUAAUUGUAA